AUUCAAGAUUAAGUGCCUGAAUAUCCAGCAUUAUGUUUACCUUCGCUCUUCUCCUUCUCUGCAUUCAGGGCUGCCUGAUCCAAAAUGCGUACGGUCAGUGCUGUGGCUGUGGAUGCGGUAGUGGUUGCGGUUGCGGUUGCUAUGGCGGCGAGGGCGAAGGUAAUGUGAACGUCUGCGGUGAGCUGCCCGUGUGUGGUGAAACCUGUGUCUGUGGCCGCGUGCCCAUCUGCGGAGGUGUUUGCUUCAAGGGCCCUGCCUGUGCUAGUGGUUGUGUCUCUAUCUGCGGACGUUGCUGCGGAUGUGGAUGCGGCUGUGGAGGCUGCGGAGGCUGCGGAUGCGGCUGUGGAGGAUGCGGAUGCGGACGUAGAUGUUGUUGCUGCUAAAAAACUCAUUCAGUUAUUUAUUAUUGAAAAAAUUCAAAAAACCCAGAUUCAAUAAUAAUUCUUAUAGUUUUUUCAAUGCCACAAUUGUAUUUGAUUUAAGCUUGAAAACAAACAUCUUUGUGCAAUAAAAAAAUUCUAAAUUGAGUUUUCAACAAAAGCGAGUUUAUGUUUCGUCUAUUUUCAUUGGAUCUGUUGUCUUGGUCACAUCCAGCAAAGCGAUAAUGGCGGCUUUUAAACUUCGCUGCAGCUAAUAUGUGUAUUUACAUGCAGAAAUACCUAACAUAAGUUCACAAACGACUUCUACUGUAAAGAAAUUAGAUCGCGUCAUAAACAUGAAACUCACAAAAAUUGUACAUUUGUAUACUAGUAUUAUAAAA
Bombyx mori (domestic silkworm) is the source of this 760-nucleotide messenger RNA. RefSeq names its product chorion class high-cysteine HCA protein 12-like. Bases 33 to 383 code for a protein of 116 amino acids. The record is from RefSeq and is a predicted model, not a curated record. NCBI's taxonomy places the organism in Eukaryota, Metazoa, Arthropoda, Insecta, Lepidoptera, Bombycidae. The transcript is spliced from 2 exons.